Messenger RNA from Penicillium manginii, 387 nucleotides. RefSeq lists its product as uncharacterized. The transcript is spliced from 4 exons. The record is from RefSeq and is a predicted model, not a curated record. The annotation marks the transcript as partial. NCBI's taxonomy places the organism in Eukaryota, Fungi, Ascomycota, Eurotiomycetes, Eurotiales, Aspergillaceae.
CAUCCACACUCAAUAAAUCAAGCAAACUCUGAACCCUAUCUCUAUCCUAACACUAUAACUCAGAACGUCUUUACCAAGCAGGAGAUAGGACUCACAAAUUUUAGACGGGAUAACUUCGCAGUCUCUAUAGCCAUCAUCGCAUAUAAGCUGGUGUUAAAAAGAAGCCGACCGAUAGGAAAGUCUAUCACAAGAUUAGAUAGUAUAAAGGCGAGAGUAAUAAAGCUUUCCGAGAGCAAUAUUACUAUUCUUUUCCUGACUAACUCACUUUCUAUUUAUCAGAAGAUAGCAACCUAUUUUGACCAUAUCUUAGACUUCUGGUCUUCUCUGGUUAGAUCGGAUCAGUAUCUGAUGAAGAAAAUCAAUCAGAAUACUGUCUAUACCCUAUAA